Molecule: messenger RNA, 2826 nt
Organism: Xyrauchen texanus (razorback sucker)
Lineage: Eukaryota; Metazoa; Chordata; Actinopteri; Cypriniformes; Catostomidae
Gene: kctd1
Product: potassium channel tetramerization domain containing 1
Exons: 5
Coding region: 6-2219 (737 amino acids)
Biological process (GO): protein homooligomerization
Molecular function (GO): protein binding
Source: RefSeq, a predicted model, not a curated record
GAGAAAUGUCAGAAGAAGAAGCCGAGUUAGAGUGGGAGGAGUGCGGGGAGCCCGACAGCUGCGCUACCGUGGAAACGGAGGAAGCGGUCCUCAUGCGGAAUACGGACCAGCGCUGCGGGGACGAGCUCGACCAGUUGUGCGCAGCUGUAGACUCGGAGCCCGAGGGAGACAUGCAUCGCUCCCCGUCCGAUCGCUCCAGGCUUAGUGAGAACACGCGCUUGGCCACCCGAUACGCGGUGCGAAUCUUCAGGGAAUACCUGACGGAGAAGACGCAAAGUACGGACUUUGAGAGCAUGGAUAAGCACGCGCUCUGUAAAAUGCUGCGCUCUUUCUAUUCCGAGGCGCGCUCCAAAAGCGGCCAGCUGUACAGCAAGUCUUCUCUCAUCAGCAUACGGAGCUCGCUCAACCGGUACCUGAAUGAGCCCCCCUUCUGCCGCACGCUCGACCUCACCAAGGACCCCGAGCUGCGCAGUGCAAACCUGGCGCUCGCCGCGGUCAUACGCAAACUGGAGGAGCAGGGCGCCGGUCCCGUGGUGCAGAAACAAGCCAUUACGCGCUCGGACCUGAGAAAACUCUACACUUCUGCAGUGUUCAGCGCCAGCACGCCUUUCGGGCUGCUCAAUAAAGUGUGGUUCGAGACUUGCAUGUACUUCUGCACGAGGGGACGGGAGAAUCAGCGAGAGCUCGAGGAGGACUCUUUCGGUUUAGCCAUGGACGAGGACGGAAGAAAGUUUGUGUACUUCAAAGCUCUCGGGCCGUACCACAAAUCUCGAUCCUCCUCCUGGACUAAAAAAAGGUCUGACACGGACGAUGACAACCUUCCCCGCAUGUACGAGACCGGCACGGACUUUUGUCCUUACGCGAGUUUCGUGAAGUACCUCUCGAAGCGCAAUCCUCUCUGCAAGGCUUUUUUCCAGCGUCCGCGGGAUCACUGCAGCGAAAGUGACACGACCUGGUACGAGAAUAAAGCUAUCGGUAAAAACCUGCUGGGCACGAGAAUGCAGAUGCUCUCGCGGGCCGCCAAAUUGUCAAAGACCUACACAAACCACUGCAUUGGCGCGGUCUCCAUAGCAACGCUCAACGGCAUUGCGGGCAUCGGGUCAAAGUUAGCGCCUCUCCACGUCUCUCCGGAAACGGUCAACAGAGCCCGCGAGGCACAUCACUUCCAGCACCUGCUGCUGAGCUGUGCGCAGGACUGCGAGGAAGAGCCCGAGCUCAAACCGCAGAAAGUGUUCAAGCGCCCGCGGACGCUCGUCUAUCCGGUGAGCGUUUCAGGACCAGGGCCAGGGGCAUCGCCAAAAAGACUGUGCGCGCGCGCUACUGUGGAGCGCGCGGAGUCUCCGACGGUCACCGCUCGGGUUACCUCUCAUUGCGAAGGCAACGGAGAACCCCCUCAUAUGCUUCCCUCACAGGAGAAUCGCAGCAACAGUGUGGGCAUGUCAAAUCGGCCUCUCUUGGCGCAUUCGCCUGCCUCCCCGCUGGGCACAGCUGGCAUCCCCACACCUGCACAGCUUACAAAGGCCAACGCACCAGUCCAUAUCGAUGUAGGGGGUCACAUGUAUACCAGCAGCCUGGCCACACUUUCCAAAUUCCCAGAGUCCAGGAUUGGCCGUUUAUUUGAUGGCACAGAGCCCAUUGUAUUGGACAGCCUGAAACAGCAUUACUUUAUAGAUCGGGACGGUCACAUGUUCCGCUACAUAUUAAACUUUCUCAGGACCUCAAAACUGCUCAUCCCAGAUGAUUUUAAGGAAUAUUCUCUACUGUACGAGGAGGCGCGAUAUUUCCAGUUGCAGCCACUGCAGGCUGAGCUGGAGCGCUGGCGUUCUGAGCAGGACUCUAAGUACACAUCACGGAUGUGUGAGUGUGUCGUCAUUCGUGUGGCCCCCGAGCUGGGAGAGAGGAUAACACUCAGCGGCGAUAAAGCACUCAUCGAGGACAUCUUCCCAGAGAUAGGGGACGUCAUGUGCAACUCCGUCAACGCUGGCUGGAAUCACGAUUCUACUCAUGUUAUACGCUUCCCUCUCAAUGGAUACUGCCACCUCAACUCUGUACAGGUUCUGGAGCGACUGCAGCAAAGAGGUUUUGAGAUCGCUGCUUCUUGUGGCGGCGGUGUGGACUCAUCCCAGUUCAGUGAGUAUGUACUGAGGAGAGAGAUCAAACGAAGUCACCGUGGGGUCAUGACCUCCGUCAUUCGAAUCAAACAGGAACCGCUGGAUUAGCCGUCCACUCUGACAGAAAAAUAAACUGGAUAUGGCAUUUUUAACUGAAUUUAAAGGAUGUAUUGAUUUGCUGUUUAUGUUGUGGUCCUGCAAGACAUUUCUUCAAGGGUACUGUCCAUAAAUAAAAGAGUUUAAAUAAGGAACAAGAUUGGGAUUUUUCCAAACCUCUCUGGUUAUGCUGAGUUGUCACCAUCAGAUUUUUUGUUUUAUCCUUCAUUUCAGAAGGUUUGUUUUAAAACUGAAAGACUGAACCUUUGCCAGAUUCGUCUCCAUCAUGACAAGGAGAGGAAGAGGCUAAACAAAUGAUAUUAGACUCCAUAUAAGACAUCCUGUAAAGAAUUUCAUCAGCCAUACUUAUUUAAUAAUCUGUUUGAUGAAUCAUUUGUGUUGCAAAUCUUCAAGUGUUUCUUGCAUAAAUAUUGUAUCACCCCAGAGGCUAUUAGAAGUGCAAAUUACACCUAAUUAGAAAAAUAAAUACACACACAAAAAUUUGAUGUGAUUCUGGGAAUUUUUACAGAGUAAAAAGAAAUUAAGUUUCUAGGAAUGUUGCCAUUAGGUGAAACUUCCUUUUAAUCAAACUGUAUGAAUUAAAAGAUGUUUACAAAAA